AUGAAACGCCUCGUGACGUCAUCAUCCACGGCGGUUACUGUAGCUGCGGAUCUCGAGGAUACUGUAGUUGUGAAAUGGAGACGUGACGUCGAUUGGAUUCAGAAGAUGAGGAAGGAUAUGAUGGCGCCGGUGGAUACGAUGGGAUGUCACAAGUUGGCGGAUCCGUUGGCCAAGCCGGAGGUCCACCGAUUUCAAGUGCUCGUCGCCCUGAUGCUCUCCAGUCAAACCCGAGAUGAAGUCAACGCGGCUGCUAUGAAAAGACUUAAAGAUCAUGGAUUAUCGAUUGAAAAGAUUCUGGAGUUUCCCGUACCAGAUUUAGAGCGAAUUUUGUGUCCAGUCGGGUUUUAUAAGCGAAAAGCAGUGUAUCUCCAGCAAACUGCGAAAAUUCUCGUCGAUAAGUAUUCUGGAGACAUCCCGGAUUCACUAGACGGCCUGUGCUCUCUUCCAGGUGUCGGACCGAAAAUGGCGAAUUUAGUGAUGCAAAUCGCGUGGAAUAAGUGUGAAGGAAUCGCUGUGGAUACGCAUGUUCAUAGGAUUUCGAAUCGAUUAGGCUGGAUCAAAACGGACACUCCUGAGAAAACGCGAAAAGCCCUUGAAAUUUUGCUCCCAAAAUCUGAAUGGCAACCGAUUAACCAUCUUUUAGUGGGAUUCGGUCAAAUGCUCUGUCAGCCAUUGAGACCGAAAUGUUCCACGUGUCUUUGUCGAUUCACUUGUCCCAGUUCGACAGAUAAGAAAAUGAAAAAGGAGGAAUCGGAUGAGGAGGCGGGGCCGAGUGAAAAACCAAAAAAACUGAAAAUCGAGGUGGAGAAGGAGGUGAAAAUUGAGAAAAUUGAAGAGGAAGAAUCAGUGGAAAUUGAGAAACCGAAGAAGUCAAGAAAAGCCACGAUAUGA
Molecule: messenger RNA, 891 nt
Organism: Caenorhabditis remanei
Lineage: Eukaryota; Metazoa; Nematoda; Chromadorea; Rhabditida; Rhabditidae
Exons: 5
Coding region: 1-891 (296 amino acids)
Biological process (GO): base-excision repair; base-excision repair, AP site formation; nucleotide-excision repair
Cellular component (GO): nucleus
Molecular function (GO): oxidized pyrimidine nucleobase lesion DNA N-glycosylase activity; DNA-(apurinic or apyrimidinic site) endonuclease activity; DNA binding
Source: RefSeq, a predicted model, not a curated record